This is a messenger RNA of Cinclus cinclus, 738 nucleotides long. It is a transcript of the gene FGF13, whose product is annotated as fibroblast growth factor 13. The transcript is spliced from 5 exons. Bases 1 to 738 code for a protein of 245 amino acids. Gene Ontology annotation, biological process: positive regulation of cell population proliferation; animal organ morphogenesis; fibroblast growth factor receptor signaling pathway. The record is from RefSeq and is a predicted model, not a curated record. Gene Ontology annotation, molecular function: fibroblast growth factor receptor binding; growth factor activity. Lineage: Eukaryota; Metazoa; Chordata; Aves; Passeriformes; Cinclidae. Gene Ontology annotation, cellular component: cytoplasm.
AUGGCCGCUGCCAUCGCCAGCUCCCUGAUCCGCCAGAAGAGACAAGCCAGGGAGCGGGAGAAGUCCAAUGCCUGUAAGUGUGUCAACAGCCCCAGCAAGAGCAAGGGAAGCUGCGACAAGAACAAGCUCAAUGUGUUUUCCAGGGUCAAACUCUUUGGCUCCAAGAAAAGGCGAAGGAGGCGACCAGAGCCUCAGCUUAAAGGUAUAGUAACAAAGCUCUACAGCAGGCAAGGAUACCACUUGCAGUUGCAAGCAGAUGGAACAAUUGAUGGAACAAAAGAGGAAGACAGUAGUUACACUUUGUUUAACCUCAUACCUGUGGGCUUACGAGUGGUGGCGAUCCAGGGGGUUCAAACAAAAUUAUACCUGGCAAUGAACAGUGAAGGAUACCUAUAUACAUCAGAGCAUUUUACACCUGAAUGCAAAUUCAAAGAAUCGGUAUUUGAAAACUAUUACGUGACCUAUUCCUCAAUGAUCUACAGACAGCAACAGUCUGGCCGGGGCUGGUAUUUGGGUCUUAAUAAAGAAGGAGAAAUAAUGAAAGGAAACCACGUGAAGAAAAAUAAACCUGCAGCGCACUUUCUUCCAAAACCCUUAAAAGUGGCCAUGUACAAAGAGCCUUCCCUCCACGACCUCACAGAGUUCUCCAGGUCUGGAAGUGGGACCCCAACAAAGAGCAGAAGCGUUUCAGGAGUGUUAAAUGGGGGUAAAUCCAUGAGCCAGAACGAGUCCACGUAG